Molecule: messenger RNA, 1811 nt
Organism: Tarenaya hassleriana
Lineage: Eukaryota; Viridiplantae; Streptophyta; Magnoliopsida; Brassicales; Cleomaceae
Product: ADP-ribosylation factor GTPase-activating protein AGD7
Exons: 4
Coding region: 107-1501 (464 amino acids)
Biological process (GO): vesicle-mediated transport
Molecular function (GO): GTPase activator activity
Source: RefSeq, a predicted model, not a curated record
AGGCACGAGAAACAACUAUCGAGCGAAAAAAAAACGCAAGGCGAAGAAUAACAGAUCUCCAUCUGGAUCAGAUCUGAUUCGUCGGUGAUCGGAGCUCCGGCAAGUCAUGGCGGCGGCUAGGCGAUUGCGCGCGCUUCAAUCUCAGCCGGAGAACAAGGUAUGCGUCGAUUGCUCCCAGAAGAAUCCGCAAUGGGCAUCGGUUUCGUACGGAAUCUUCAUGUGCUUGGAAUGCUCCGGUAAGCAUCGCGGCUUGGGCGUUCACAUCUCCUUUGUCCGAUCUGUCACCAUGGAUUCGUGGUCGGAGAUUCAGAUCAAGAAGAUGGAGGCAGGAGGCAACGAGCGCCUCAACAAUUUCCUCGCGCAGUACGGGAUCCCUAAGGAGACCGACAUCGUCGCCAAGUACAAUUCCAACGCCGCAUCGGUGUAUCGCGACCGGAUCCAGGCUCUCGCCGAGGGCAGACCGUGGCGGGAUCCGCCGGUUGUCAAGGAGACAAUCGGCGGUGGCGGAGGUGUUGGGAUGAACAAGAAGCCGCCAUUGGCGCAGAGUGGUCGGGACGGUGGUUAUGGAAGCGGGGGUGGAUGGGACAGUUGGGAUAACGACGAUUCGUUCAGAUCCUCCUCGGACAUGCGGCGGAAUCAAUCGGCGAGUGAUUUUAGGGCAUCGGGGAACCGCGGUAGCGGGGGAGCGCCGGUGAAGUCGAGGUCAUCGGAGGAUAUCUACACGCGGUCGGAGCUGGAGGCUUCGGCGGCGAGCAAGGAGAACUUCUUCGCGAGGAAGAUGGCGGAGAACGAGUCGAGGCCUGAAGGUCUUCCUCCUUCGCAAGGAGGCAAGUAUGUCGGGUUCGGAUCCAGCCCUGCCCCGGCACCGAGGAACAACAAUCAACAGGGCGAUGUCUUCUCUGUCAUGUCUCAGGGUUUCGGAAGAUUGUCUCUGGUCGCUGCAUCUGCAGCUCAUUCAGCUGCGAAUGUUGUCCGUGUAGGAAACAUCCAAGAAACCCAUUUGUUGCAGGUGAAAGACGGCGGCUACGAUCACAAGGUCAGUGAAACUGUUAAUGUCGUCGCGACAAAGACAACAGAGAUUGGACAGAGGACGUGGGGGAUCAUGAAAGGAGUGAUGGCAAUGGCCUCACAGAAAGUGGAGGAGUUCACUAAAGAAGGAACGAGCUUUAAGGCGGAUGGUUUCCAGCCUAACGAAACCGAGAGGAACAUGUACUACCAAGACUUUGGCCAUGGAAACAAAGCAGCAAAUUCAUCAUCAAGUGGUUACUAUAACAAAUCAAAUAACUCUAAUUCUUGGGAUGACUGGGGAGAGAGUGAUAAUUAUAAUAAGAAGGAAGCAGCUCAGAAGAAGGUGUCGGGUUCUAACGAUGAGGACGGGUGGGCAGGUUGGGAAGAUCACGAUGCGAAAGAUGAUGGGUUCUACCAGAGUGCACCCGAUAAGAAAUCUGUAGGUCACAACGGGAAAUCGGACACUGCUUGGACUGGUGGAGGCUUCCUCUAGGUGUUUCAGAAUACUGGUCAGGAAAUGGCAUGCUUCUCGUAAGAGAGAGAGAGAUAAUCUCAACCAAUUUGGUCAAGGUCAGUGGUUGUUUUCCAUUAGUUCUUCAUGUCCUAUCUAUCUUCACUUGGGUUUUUGUCCCUUUUUAUUACAAUUGCAAACCUGUGUAAGGAGUUUGAGACAUAAAUCUGUACAAGAUUUGAUUAUUCAUGGGCUACUUUUUGCUUUUCUAAGAGAGAAUUCGAUUAGUCUUUUGAUCUGUAAUGACAGACCAAACAUUCUUCUUUUCUAUUUGUUAUCAUCUUUUUAUCCC